Messenger RNA from Spea bombifrons (plains spadefoot toad), 2013 nucleotides. It is a transcript of the gene CPN2, whose product is annotated as carboxypeptidase N subunit 2. The record is from RefSeq and is a predicted model, not a curated record. The coding region runs from base 30 to 1640 and encodes 536 amino acids. The transcript has 2 exons. Gene Ontology annotation, molecular function: protein binding. Gene Ontology annotation, cellular component: extracellular matrix. Lineage: Eukaryota; Metazoa; Chordata; Amphibia; Anura; Pelobatidae.
CUGCAUCACCUUCUGGGUGCUCGUUAAAAAUGUUGAGGAAAGCAUUGGUCAGAGCUGUUCUCCUCUGUGCACUGCUCGAUCUUCAUUCUUGGUGGGUGCAGAGCUGCUCGUCCUCGUGUAUUUGCUUUAAGGAGGUGAACGUUUUCUGUUUCAGCAAGACAAUUACAGAAGUUCCCAAAGACAUUCCCCUCCAUACCAAGGAACUUAUGUUUUUAGAAACAUCCAUUGAUAUCAUUGAAAACAAAACAUUUGGACAUUAUCAGGGUUUGACAAAGCUGGUUUUGUUGAACAAUAAGAUACAUUAUAUACAUGAAAAUGCAUUUAACGGGCUACAUUACCUGAAAGACCUGGAGAUUUCAGCCAAUCCUCUAUCAGAAUUAAAUGUAUUCUUAUUUAAUGGACUAACAGAACUUCAGAAACUCACCAUCACCUAUAAUGCAAUACAUGAGAUUCAAUGUGGACUCUUUCUUUCUAAUAAGAGGUUGGAAAUUCUCUCCUUACAAGGAAACAACAUUUCUCGUAUUUGCAAGGAUGCCUUUCAGAAUCAAGUGCGUUUGUCAGAACUCAAUCUUAGUUCCAAUGAUAUAAGAUCAUUUCCAGUGGGUCUUUUUAAACCACUACAAAAGCUGAAAAUUCUCAAACUGAGUAACAACCAAAUUAACAGGUUAAUGCCUGACAUAUUUGACAACUUGUUAGAACUUAAGGAGCUGUCGUUAAAUGGGAAUCAUUUUACCAAUAUUCCAAGAUACACUUUCCAAUCAUUAAUUUCUUUGGAGAAAUUAAAUCUUAUGGGCAAUUUUAUUAAGAGUCUUUCUCAUGAAGUCUUCUCCACUUUAUCAAGUCUCUCCAUGCUAAAUCUAGAAAGAAACCAGCUCAGGGCUUUACCCCUAGGGAUUUUUGAUGCUAUGAAAAAUUUAACUAUGUUGUCAUUGGGUGGGAACAGGCUCCAAUCUAUUCCAGACAACAUUUUUUCCAGCUUAGUCAAAGUUGAAAAUAUAGUUUUGUCGCACAAUCAAAUUGAGAAGCUGCAAACAAAUGCAUUUCAUGGUUUGGAAUCUGUUGUUCAUCUGCACCUUGACAAUAACAGCAUUGAUUUUAUUGAUAACAACAUAUUUAGCCAAAUGACUACUCUGAGAGUCAUUACGCUCCACCAGAACCAGCUGGCAAGGCUUCCAGAUGGCGUACUUGAUCCACUCUACAACUUGCAUACUUUGACACUCCAUAGUAAUCGUUGGGUAUGUGACUGUUCACUAUCAUAUCUUGUAAAAUGGAUAAAGAACAAUCAAGAUAUCGCCGACGUUUCCGAAACGGAAUGUGCAGAACCACUGCAUAACCAAGGGAAAUCAAUUUCCUUGUUACGUAUACAAGAUUUAGGCUGCCCAAUUAUUUUUGACUUUCCACAAAUCCAAAAAAGUGGACUUCAAGUUCCGAAGAGUAGUCCAGCCAAUCCUUGCACUUAUACUUUAAAAGAUGGAGUCCUACACUUUAGCUGUGAGUUGAUUAUAUGUAGCAAUAUGAAUAUUCAGGUGGAUAUAGUGCAGGAAUCGUAUCAAAGCAACUUCAGUCACAAUACUACUAAUAUCCAGAACAUCUGCACUGUCACUAAACUUAGUUUCCUUGUCACACAAGUCAUGAAGUAAUCACAUAAUCCACAAGCAUUUACAUUUUAAACAGGACACUCAUACAAGGGAGGGGGUGCACAGCAUUUUGUAUCGUAGCAUUUAAUGAAGUAUAAAAAUGAGCAUGCAUGAGUAAAAAUGUCAAAUGUCCAAAGGAAGCAACUUAGUGCAACUUUCCACAAGUUAAUACCGUAAUAUAAUAUCCUAAUUAACCCCUUCAUAAUGUUGAAAGUUCAGUUAGAUGGGGGAAUGACUUAAUUGUUAAUGUGUUAAUCUGAUGGCUUGUAUUAUUUUGAAUUUGUACUGCUGUUGGUAUACUUUAUACUAGUAUACUUUUUUUAGACAUGUAUAAAGUUGUAAAAUGGUCUUGCAACAAUAAAUUGCCUUUAUUCUU